AGACAGACAGGGAGGGAGUGCCCUCACUGGCAGCUGGCUAAUUAUUGAUGGCCUUGCCGGUCUUCAUGAGGAUGUGUCAAAGUUCAGUCGGUGUGUAUGUGUGUGUGUGUGUGUGUGUGUGUGUGUUGCGGGGGUGCUUAGACAACAGGGUGUGUCGUCUCCUUCAGGUGCAUAGCUGUGCUAGUUGCCUCUAGCCUCUAACACUGUCCGUCUCGAGUGACACAUCUCGCAAGCUUGGACACAGAUCGUUCCGAGUGUUGCUCACAAGGACUUAGCCAGCUCACACAGACAAGAGUGACCAGUGCAUGACGACCGUGACUCUGCUGCAGACUCCCACAACCUCCUCAAGCCCUCUAGGAUCAUGUCGGGCAUCUACGAUGAGUCGGCCAGCCAGGAGGAUGGCACAGACAGCUUCUGGGAGGUGGGGAACUACAAGCGUGCUGUGAAGCGGAUUGAUGACGGCCACAGGCUCUGCAAUGACCUGAUGAACUGUAUACAAGAGCGUGCCAAAAUUGAGAAGGCCUACAGCCAGCAGCUGACCGACUGGUCCAAGAGAUGGAGACAGCUGGUGGAUAAAGGACCCCAGUACGGCAGUGUGGAGAGGGCCUGGGUGGCAGUGAUGACGGAGGCUGAGAAGGUAAGUGAGCUGCACCAGGAUGUGAAGAACAGCCUGGUCAACAAUGACUUUGAGAAGGUGAAGAACUGGCAGAAGGACUCCUACCACAAACAGAUGAUGGGAGGCUUCAAGGAAACCAAAGAGGCAGAGGAAGGCUUCAAGAAGGCCCAGAAACCGUGGGCCAAGAAGCUCAAGGAGCUUGAGACUGCCAAGAAGACGUACCACCUGGCUUGUAAGGAGGAGAAGGUGGCGUCGAUCAGAGAGGCCAACAGCAAGGCAGACGCCUCAGUCGCGGCCGACCAGCAAAAGAAGCUCCUGGACAAGGUGGACAGGUGCAAGCAGGAUUCUCAGAAGGCUAAGGAGAAGUAUGAGAAGACUCUGGAUGAGCUGAGGAACUGUACGCCCCAGUACAUGGAGAACAUGGAGACAGUGUUUGACACGUGUCAGCAGUUUGAGGAGAAGAGACUGCGGUUCCUCAGGGAGGUGCUGUUGGACAUCAAACGACACCUCAACCUCACCGAGAACCAAAGCUAUGCCACAGUGUACAGGGACCUGGAGCACACCAUCACCUCUGCCAGCGCACAGGAGGACCUGAAAUGGUUCAGCAACAACCACGGCCCUGGCAUGCAUAUGAACUGGCCCCAGUUUGAGGAGUACAACCCAGAGAUCACUCACAUGAUCAGCAAGCGAGAGAAGUCAAAGAAAGGGGCAGACGGUAUCAUGCUGACCAACGUGACAGCGGCCCCGGACUAUGUGGCUGCAUCGGCUGGAGACAGGGGCAGUGUGAGCAGCUCUGAUAAGAACCAGGCCUACUCCUCCCAGGACCAGUCGGCAGAGUGGUCAGACGAUGAGCAGGCCGCGCCAAACUCCGGCUCAGACACCAAUGGGGGUGGGGCCAACCCCUUUGAGGAGGAGUCAGCGAAGGGUGUGCGGGUGAGGGCGCUGUAUGACUAUGACGGGCAGGAACAGGACGAACUCACCUUUAAAGCAGGAGACGAGCUGACUAAACUAGAAGACGAGGAUGAGCAGGGUUGGUGUAAAGGCCGGUUGGACAGUGGCCAGCUGGGCUUGUAUCCUGCUAAUUACGUGGAGCCCGUCUAGCUGCUUGUGUACGUGGAGGACACUGCCCCAUUGGUUAGUCACCCAGACUGAACCGUCUGAUCAUACUGCACAUUACCAGAGACUUCAAAGCAAUGCUUCCCCAUCCCUCCUCUCUACCUGUGCAAUCAACACACAGACUGAGCCGUCUUUAUUUAAACACUCCCCUAGGACCCACAUCAGACAAAGGCAGUACCAACACGACCGACACAUAUCAACCACAACACUGGGCUUGGGACCAUGGUCGAACCACGUCAGUAUACGUGUGCCAACAACAAACACCACAACCGAGAAGCGCAGGAAAACAAUUCAGCAUUUUUGUGUAGCUGUGUUCUAUUCCAAUGUUGUGCAGUGGUUAUGAUGACAUUCACAUGGCAGAAAGUACGUUCCUUUAUAACAUAUGACAUGGUUUAGUCCAUGGUGCUUGCAUAGCCAGAAUGAGCUAUGUAAAUGAGCUAGGUGCAUUGUAAAUAUGUGCUGACGGGUCUGUCAUUCCAUGUAAGGUUCUAAAAGUCCCCCUGUGAAACAGAAGCAGCAGCAGCAUGUGCUGCUGUAUGACAUUAAUGACCUUUAGCUGCAGGAUCACUGACAAAUCACUGUUGAGCAGAGCAGAGGACAGCAGUACUACGCUGUUGAGCCUUGUUCAGUGUAAUGGCAUCGAACAGUGUUUCUCUACCCUCGUUGUACCAGAGACUGGCAAGCUAUGGUUCUCCUCUUUGGAUGACAGUUUAGUUGAAAAGCUUCUCUCAAGAUCAGAUGAUGUUGGUGUCAGACAGAUGAGGGACCACUCAGUAAUGUCUCAGGGGCCCGGUGCCAGACCAGGGACCGAGGGUUGAAGAAACACCGGUAUAGGACAUAUUCUUUCCCUAAAGCAGCAUUGAGAUAAUGUACUUGUAGUACCUCCGAUCAUACCAUGUUGAUCAUGUGCUUGUAAUUUCCUGACCCCACUGCUUUCUGGACUCAUCACUUUAUGUCGUUUUUCUUUUGUCUUAAAGUGCACGCUGUGUUCAUUGAGAAAUAUGAAAAAUAUGCUUUAUUGUUUUGAUUUCUUUUGUCCUUUUUUUCUUUAGCACGUAUUGGGUUUAGGUAGUGCAUUCCUCAGCCUAUGUGGGCCUCCACAAGGGUUCAGCGCAAUGAUAGCAUUGACCCAACUCCACUAACGGGUUAAACGGUUUGUCAUCAGAAAUGAACUGUCGCCGACCAAAUUAAAGUUAGACAAAGACAUUUAGGAAUAUGAGAGAAUCCUGGGAAUUCACUGUAUAGAUGACACAUUUAUCGUAGCAAACUAACGAGAGUCCCACUGCCCCAUGCGAGAUACUAGAUUCUAUCCAUAGAUAUAAAACACAUGCAUCUUUUUAUGAAUGAAAAGGAGUCACCUUAACUGUAUCCCUGCUCAGUCUCUGUCUCUCUCCACCUUGCUCUUCCUGAUCUAACGGUCAUUGCAUACUAGAUCACAAUACGCUGUUAAAUACUACUGAAAGUGAGCCUACUGUACAUGUUGACCAAAUCAUUCCUUCUUUUUAGUUUAUGUUUUUAUCCUGUCAGUUGAAUCCUUAAUCCUUAACAUCAUUUUAGAAACUGAUGCCAAUGAUUUGUGUCUCUUGGCAAAAUUGAGACUUAUCCAAAUAAUGGGGAUAACGUGAAUCUAUACAGCACACAAUCCUUAAUCCUUGUCUACUGAACUCGUGAAUCAAAGAGAAUCUGCAGCGGAGAUAAUACCUAUAAAAUGUGUGACUGUUUAUAUACAUACAGUAUGUGUAUAUAUAUAUGUAUAUAUACAGGGUUUCAUAUAUACACAUAUAUAUAUGUGUGUGUGUGUGUAUAUAUAUAUACACACACCACCAUAUAUAUAUAUAUGUGUGUGUGUGUGUGUAUAUAUAUAUAUAUGUGUGUGUGUGUGUGUAUGUAUAUAUAUAUAUAUGUAUGUAUGUAUGUAUGUAUGUAUACAUAUACAUAUACGAAUACAUAUAUAUACAUAUAUGUAUCUAUGUAUACGUAUACGUAUACAUAUAUGUAUGUAUUUGUAUGUAUGUAUGUGUGUGUGUAUGAAACAGUGUUAACCCUUUAAACACCAGGGAUGUACUCUUAAUGACAAUGACAUGGGGAUAGAACGCUACAGUACAAAGUACACUGUAAAGAAAGGCAGAAAGUGUAAAAUAUUGAUGAGGAAACUGUCUUUUCUGCUGCUAGAAGUUCAUUUUGGAGAUCUGGGAUAUAGCUAAUGGGGGGGACAUUUUGGGACUGCACUUCCGAUAGUGGGAUAAAACAUUUUAACCAUCAGCUCUCCAAAUGAAACCCAAGCCUAGCUAAAUCAGUAAAUGCUUCACCUGAGCCACACCACCCACACACACACACACACACACACACACACACACACACACACACACACACUUACAGAGAGAGAAGAGAGCCUGUGUACACAGACACUGGCUCAGUGCAUCUGGAAAGACCCAGUUAAAUUACCACCAUGAAAAGACACAACUAGUGCACAUGCUCUUUUAAACUAUUGUAGACUCCUUUAGCCAGUUCAACGCCCCAAUAAAGUGCAGAUAGUACACUAUUGUCCGUGUACCCAGCAAACACAAUGCAUUGUAUCUAAAUCAGAAUGAGAUUGUUUACAAUACUGUUGUACACAUGUCAUCUAAUUUGAAUAUGAUUAUGAUGUAAAGUACAGUCAUUUACAUCGUGACCAUGGUGUACACACAGAAAUUCACGUGAAGCCGCGACAGGAUGGUGAAUAUGUAAAGAUGUUUUAACCUUUUAUUUGACCUUGUCUUGCAUACAGUAUAGUAUGUAGGGGAACCAGUGGUUGUGGGAAAGACCUAGUGGUCUACAAGUCUGUCUGUUGAGAAUAAUAGUUCUGUAAUCUUCAAACUGUAGUGCCUGUUCAUCUGCAUACAACAAAAUAAAAGGCUUUAUCAGAG
Molecule: messenger RNA, 4638 nt
Organism: Oncorhynchus nerka (sockeye salmon)
Lineage: Eukaryota; Metazoa; Chordata; Actinopteri; Salmoniformes; Salmonidae
Product: protein kinase C and casein kinase substrate in neurons protein 1-like
Exons: 10
Coding region: 362-1717 (451 amino acids)
Biological process (GO): plasma membrane tubulation; positive regulation of dendrite development; cytoskeleton organization
Cellular component (GO): plasma membrane; endosome; cytoplasm
Molecular function (GO): phospholipid binding; protein binding
Source: RefSeq, a predicted model, not a curated record